Messenger RNA from Hypanus sabinus (Atlantic stingray), 4358 nucleotides. RefSeq lists its product as uncharacterized. NCBI's taxonomy places the organism in Eukaryota, Metazoa, Chordata, Chondrichthyes, Myliobatiformes, Dasyatidae. The record is from RefSeq and is a predicted model, not a curated record. The transcript has 11 exons. The coding region runs from base 1162 to 2112 and encodes 316 amino acids.
CCUGUGACGUGGGCAGUUCGUGGCUGACUUCGACACUGACUGCAUGCUGCUGCGUAGUCCAAUAUUAUGACACAGUUUCAUUUAAAAGUGGAGUUUCACUUUCUGUUUUAAGUCUCAAAGGUUAUUGCCGGCAGUUUUGCUAUAAUACUGCCAGUUUGGUUAGUGGAGAGUGAAGAUUUUCAAGGAGUUCAGAAAUCCCGAAGGAUUGGGAAAGUUAAUGUCGACGGUGAAACAGAUUCGACCUUUGUUUAAUCUUCGCACGAAGAAUUAGUAAUGAGUAUCCAUGAUAACUCCUGCUUUGCCAGAAGAAGUGCAGAGGGUUGGAUACAAAGUUUCGUCAAAGAAAGAUCACAGAUAAACCAAUGAGCUCACCAUGUCUAGGAGAAAACUGUUUGCCCACUCCUCAGGGGAGAGAGUAAGAACGGGAAAGGGAGAGUUUCCUCCAAAGAGAAUCUCAGGUGGUGACGAGAGGGCGUACAGGAGUGAGAUAUGCCAACUCAUGGAGUGGUGUCACAGCAACAAGACGAAAGAGCUGAUUGUGGACUUCAGCAAGGAACUUCUUCGUUGGUUAUCGUGUCCGUAUAUGAUAUGCAUAGCAUUCUUCUGAGGAACCACAUCUCUGCUGCAUUGAUUCUUUUUUCCAUUGCAUUUGCGAUGGUCCAUGACUCGCAGCCGUCCAUCAAUAGAAGAAGAAUGUAGCAGCUGAGAGUUCUAAGAUGUUACCCAUAAUCCAAGGUACUUGAAGUUGUGAACUUGUUUCGGGAUUUCGUUUCCCAAUACGAUCCUACAGUUUGGGAUAUCAGUUAUAUUGAAGAACGUCUGAUUUUGUGUGCCACGGUUCCUGAGAAGACAUUGGAAAGAAAGCGUUUAAAAGAAGCAAAUGGGGGCAGCUGGCAAAAGUUUCACACCACAACGCCUGAGAAGACAUUGGAUUGUGCAUAAUUAGGUUCAUGACAUUUUGAAUUGGAAAGUGGGUGAGCCAGCAGAAGCAUGCACCAAUUGCUGAACAGCUGACCUUUGACUUUGAAAGCCAUGGAGCAUGGGAAUAUGACAGUCCUUGUACUGUCUGAUAUGGCCACAUCUGAUGAUCCAGAAGAGAAGGCUCAGAUCCUGCAAAGAUAGGCCGUCCUCAACCGACCGUCACCUAUUAAAGAUGAGGUGAUGGACAGGAUUCCCCAGGUUGACAUCGCCAGCGCCAUGGAUGACCCACCAGCAGUAGCCGAAGUCACAAAAGCUGUCAGCCAGCUAUCCAGUGGCAAAGUCCCAGGGGUGGAUGCCAUACCUGCAGAGAUCUACAAAGCCGGUGGUCCUGUACUUAUAGAGAAGCUCGCCGAGUUGUUCCGGUCUUUUUGGAAGGAAGGAUCCAUCCCUCAGCAACUUAAAGAUACAUCUAUUGUAUACCUCUACAAGAGGAAGGUCCAUCGACAAGUCUGUGACAACCACCGAGGAAUCUCGCUGCUCUCCAUCGCGGGAAAAACUCUUGUAAUGGUCCUGCUAAAUCGUCUGGUCACGCAUCUGGAGCUGGGCCUGCUGCCAGAGUCACAGUGUGGCUUCUGCAAAGGUUGUGGGACUACUGACAUGACUUUUGCCGUGCGCAACUUCAGGAGAAGAGUCCGGAGCAGAAUGGCGAACUCUACACAACUUCUGUUGACCUCACAAAAGCCUUCGACACUGUCUGCCGACAAGGCCUGUGGAGAAUCAUGUCAAAGUUCAGCUGCCCCACCAAAUUCAUUCAGAUGGUACACCAGUUGCAUGAUGGCCAGAGGGCUGGACGGCAGAGAAUCCUCUGAGGCAUUCCCAGUCACCAAUGGCGUCAAACAGGGCUGUGUGCUCACACCCACACUGUUCACUGCCAUGCUGAAUGAUGCCUUCCAGGACAAUCAGCCUCAAGUAGAUGGGAAGCUCUUCAACCCGAGGAGACUUCAAGCUAUUACCAAAGUGUUCGGAGAGACUCCCUCUUUGCCGCUGACUGCGCCCUGUAUGCCGCCUCGGAGCCGGAGAUGCCAGUCAAUAUGGACAAAUUCUCCACGGCUUGUGACAACUAUGGACUCACCAUCAACAUCAAAAAGACCAAAGUCCACCAGCCUGCUCCUCAAGCACCGUACACUUUAACCCAAAAUCACAAUCCCGGGACAGAAACUACAGGCAGUUGACCAGUUUACUUACCUUUGCAGCACCCUCUCCCGAGUGGUGACUAUUGAUACAGAAGUUAACCGCAGAAUAGCAAAGGCAAGUUCUGCUUUCGGUAGACUGCACUCCACUGUAUGGGGACGUCGAGGAUUCAGCCCAGCAAUGAAAUCGAAGGUCUACAGAGCCGGGGUACUCACUACCCUCCGGUAUGCCUGUGAAACGUGGACUGUGUAUCGAGGGCAUGCAGGACAGCUCAACCAUUUUCACACGACUUGUCUUCGCAGAACAUGAGGCAUCAGAUGGCGAGGCAAAGCACCAGACACUGAGGCUCUCUCUAGAGCAAGUCCACACACGGCUGAUGAGAGCACAGAGCCGGUGGGCAGGUCGUGUCAUCCGCAUGCCAGACGAGCGCAUACCCAAGCAGCUCCUCUUUGGGGAUCUCUCGCCUGGAGGGCGGAAGAAACGUUACAAAGACACACUAAAGAUCUCCCUAAAGUCACUUGACACAGACACGACCACCUGGGAAACGCUGGCACAAAACCGUACUACCUGUCACUGUCAAGCUUACGAAGCAAGGCGGAUGGCUGAAGAACAACAUCAGCAUGAGCUGCGCAAGUCCAGACCCACCAACGCAGUGCCCACACGUCCACCCAACAUUCCGUACCGGAAUUGGCCUCACCAGUCAUCUUCGGACACACCAUACCCCGUCUAAAAGUGACUAAUGCUGUCGAGGUCUUCAUCGACAAUGAUGGACAAAUCUCACCUGACCAGAUGCCAUUUAAACAAGGUGAAUCUCUUCAGCACACGCUCAAACAUCCUUGCUGUAAUGUGCUACCUGACUCGUACAUGAUACUCCAAACCAAACCUCAGCUCCCUUCUCAUAUCCGGUACAUAAGUCUUCGGUGGUAGGUCAUCCUCGUCAGUCCCAAAACAAAGGUCGAUGGGUAACCUUGCCUCAUGCCCAAUCAUAGGAUAAUAUGGGUCCAGUCGCCACAACUUCUCUCUGAAUGGGGUAUCCUCGAUCACCCGGAUAGUGUGACGAGUGCUGCUGGAACAACUCAUAUCCAACUCUUCAGUGGAAAAGACACCUUCCAGCUUCAACAUCUUCUCUACCAGCCCGCAGGUACCGGGGAGUCCUCAGAGUUGAAUGACUCAGCGAUCAACUUUCCCCCCUUUGCAGAGGGUUUCUCCCCAGCUUGUUUCACAGGGACACGAGACAUUAUCGUCACUGGGAAGAGAUGUGCAGGGGCAUCCCCCGCUUGAAGGUGACCUCCCUCUUCAUAGAGAUCCUGACUAUCACUGCCAUCCUGUUCACCUGUACAACCAAAGGCUUCUGCAGUUUAAGCCUCACCUGUACCCCAGCAGGUAAUCUCCUCAUGGUCUUCCGGAGCAUCCAAUAAGAGGGCCUCGCUCUCAGGUAUUCUGGGAAAUUUGGGGGUCCCCAUCACUCUCGCUACUUCCCCGGGCAGUAACACGAUAGGCUUGGACUGGGUGAACCACACAGUCCCCCGUCUAAACUCAUUAUCCAGCCCAAUGCAGCCACGCACUUCCUCAAAAGCAACUUGAAACACCAGGUGACGGAAAAUGUUCUCAGAAAGCUCUCUCCUGAUUUCUCCUUGCAGGCCCCCAUGAGCUUCCUCACCAGAGGAGUGUUGGUCCCCACAAGAAUUGAAGCACCAUCCUUCUCAACGGGGUCUAGACAAUCUAACGCUAAUGUAUCAGGAACCUCAGCCACACCCACAUUGGCCUCUGAAAACUCAGCUUCACUGACAAAUAACCAUCGUUUGGAUAAUCACCCUAAGACCCCAGAUCUCCAGUGCACUGAAUGGUUUCAAUGGUAAAUACCAGGUGUAAUAUGAAUGUUGCAGCAACCUGCGACCCUGUGUUGAAUAUGGCAUUAGCAUAAAUACCCUCUAUCCGUAAUAAUACACUGGAGCUUGGUCCCACUAAGCCUUCAGGAAUAGGUUCUUUCGUUUUCAAGGAUUCCUUGGUAUAUUUCUGGGAACAUGUUCCCCCCAAGACACCAGACCAUUCCCUCAUUGAGUCUCCUCUAAGUCAGGUCUCUGCUUAGGUACUCUCACCUAAAGUGCCCCUCUUCACCACAGACAAUACUGUGUUUAACCCCCUGCGUUUAAACCCCCUAUUGUCUGUGUUUAACAGACAAUACUGGCUGAUUCCCUUCUUGUGGAACCCUGGCCACCUGCAGCCCUCUGAAUAGUCCAUCCACU